CUACACACUAGGCAGCACGGGAUCAUCUACCAGUGUGUAUGCCGGACAACUGGGAAUCAGCUGAAGUCUAGCAGUGUGCAGAACACAUUCUGUUAGGGCGGACAACACGAUAUCAGUCUAUUAGUGUGUACAUCACAAUUAAAAACUGGACAACACGAAAUCUCAGACUGUGUAGACCACAACUAUAAAACCGGACAACACAGGAUCAGUUGACCGUUGUGCAGAAACCAAUUAUUGUAGGUCAGGCAAUAACUAGAACACCAGCCAAGAUGGUCGAUCCAGAGAAGCCACGCAUCAUUAGUUUUCUGGAGGUGGAGAGGUCUAAGGCUCAAAGGAAGUGCAUCCUGUGCAAGAAAACAGGUGUGGAGCAGAUGGUCAUCUGUGACGGGUGCAUGACUUUCGGCUACUGCUCACAAAAGUGCUUACGUCUGGACCGAGCCGCUCACCUAGAGCAGUGCCAGUUGAUCGCCAUGAGCAAGUCGCGCUCUUAUGAUCCAGGUGAGGGAUGUCGUCUGGCUGCUAUUGUAACAUUACCUGGAGCAUCAGGUGACGGACACAGGACACCUGCGGGGACAGUGCCAGCUCAGGCAGACGGGUCCCUCCACCGCCAAAAUCUGAACAGAAAGAAGAGAAACAAAAACAGACGACGAAAAGGUAAAUCUGAAGAUACAUACAGCCACGAGCUAAAGACAGAGUUUGGGGAACUCGGAAAUAAACAGGAAAACACAGAAAAAACAAAGGCAGCCUUAGAUACUCCAAGUGACUUUGGCGAAGGAUGGUGGAAGACUAAAUCAAAGACAUCAGGAUCAAAUCCAAACCAAACCAAGUAUUUCAAGGUGCCCGUGAACAAGGAUUCAUGUCGUUCUGCAGAUUUCCCAGAGCCUGAUCGACCAGCAACUAAUGUUCCAGGAAAGAAAAGUGUGAGACAGCAACGAGCUGAAGAAAUAGCCGGCAGCAUGCAGGGUAUGGAGUUCAAACCUCGACAGUGUAGCUCUUGUGACAAAGUGAGCACUCAGCUGCUCACCUGCUCACGAUGCAGCUGUACCUACUACUGCAACAGAGACUGUCAAAUCCAAGACUUCCAGAAACACAAGGAAUUCUGCAGAAGGGCCGGCAAGUUCUGCGAUGCCCACAAGGAGGCUGUGCUAUUAAUGGAACGAUCCUUUGACCAGAUUUUGAGCUCAUUCGAACAGAUGCCAGAUGAGUUUGAAAGUGACUACAAUACAUCAUCAACUAUCCUAAUGGUGCAGAUCGUUGGUUCGUGUAACCACCCCUUCAGGCAUGCUGCAGAAGUCAUGGAUGUACACGGCAACACCACCAACGUUUUCUUCUACACACCGACCAACACCUACACCCGCUACAUCGGGCUGGGCCCCGAGGGUUUGGUGCUCAACAUAGACCUAGAGUUCUGCCUGACCCCCAAGAACUUCAUGAUACUCUUUGACCCACGCUGGCAUUUGUUCCUUGAUGGCACAGUUGGCAUUCGUAUCGAUGACAUGGAGUCUGUUUUCUUCAUACCUACCAUCGAUUCACUUAGAGAAUUUUAGUACCUGAACUUUCUUAAAACAGCCAUUCACAUUUUAGCAUUCUUACUUCGUGGUUAAAGAAGAAGAAAUAAAUCAGACAAGUAAUAAUUUUACUUUUUAAACCUUACAGAUUACAAAGAUUUUAGUA
This is a messenger RNA of Physella acuta, 1674 nucleotides long. RefSeq lists its product as uncharacterized. The record is from RefSeq and is a predicted model, not a curated record. NCBI's taxonomy places the organism in Eukaryota, Metazoa, Mollusca, Gastropoda, Physidae.